Molecule: messenger RNA, 3532 nt
Organism: Aethalodelphis obliquidens (Pacific white-sided dolphin)
Lineage: Eukaryota; Metazoa; Chordata; Mammalia; Artiodactyla; Delphinidae
Gene: FLVCR1
Product: FLVCR choline and heme transporter 1
Exons: 9
Coding region: 249-1835 (528 amino acids)
Biological process (GO): transmembrane transport; heme export; erythrocyte differentiation
Cellular component (GO): mitochondrion; membrane
Molecular function (GO): heme transmembrane transporter activity; heme binding
Source: RefSeq, a predicted model, not a curated record
GCCCGGCCUGGCCCUGAGUGACCGCCCGCCGGGCAGCGCACGGGAACGAGGACUUCGCCUGCGGACUCAGGCAGCGCGGGUUGCAGCUCCCGGCUCAGACCGAGGCUCACUCGGCCGGGGAGAGGGUCGCAGGAGCAGUGGGCCGAGGGGUAGGGCUUGGGGUGCAGGGAGGGCCUCGGGUCUUGGGCUGGGGGUGCAGGGCUGGGAGGAGGGCGGGGGCGCCAGGCGGCUCCGGGGAGCCCAGGGGCAUGGCACUGCCCGACGAUGAGGAGGGGACAACGGUGGCGAACGGGCACCCGCCCGCGAACGGAUACCUCCCGGUACCGGGGGACGCGCCCGCUGGAAAGGUGAGCGCGGAGACGCAGAACGGGCCCAAAGCCGGCUGCCUGGCCCUGAAUGGGGUCUCUCGGGACAGCCCCAAGGCCGCCUCGGGAGCUCUGGACAGGCCGAAGACUCCGCUGGCCCCGGAGGAGGAGACCCAGGCCCGGUUGUUGCCCAAGGACCCCGGCGAGCAGACGCCGGCGGUCGAGGGCACCCUGGUGCCCCGGACUGCGCUCUCCGCGCGGCGCUUUUUGGUGCUACUGAUCUUCAGCCUAUACUCGAUGGUGAACGCGUUUCAGUGGAUCCAAUACAGCAUCAUCAGCAACGUUUUCGAGGGCUUCUACAACGUCUCCUCGCUGCACAUUGACUGGCUGUCCAUGGUAUACAUGCUGGCCUACGUGCCCCUCAUCUUCCCGGCCACCUGGCUGCUGGAUACCAGAGGCCUGCGGCUCACCGCCCUGCUCGGUUCCGGCCUCAACUGCCUGGGGGCCUGGAUCAAGUGCGGCAGCGUGCAGCAGCAUCUCUUCUGGGUCACCAUGUUGGGCCAGUGCCUGUGCUCUGUGGCCCAGGUGUUCAUCCUCGGCUUGCCCUCCCACAUCGCUUCAGUGUGGUUUGGGCCCAAGGAGGUGUCCACAGCUUGCGCCACCGCCGUGCUAGGUAAUCAGCUUGGAACUGCAGUUGGCUUUUUGCUGCCACCAGUUUUGGUGCCGAACACACAGAAUAACACACAACUGCUGGCUUGUAAUAUCAGUACCAUGUUUUAUGGAACUUCAGCUGUUUCCACACUUUUAUUUAUUUUAACGGUAAUUGCAUUCAAAGAAAAACCUCAGUAUCCACCAAGCCAGGCUCAAGCAGUUCUCCAAGACAGUCCCCCUGGAGAGUAUUCCUAUGGGAAGUCAAUAAGGAACCUAUUUAAAAAUAUUCCUUUUGUCCUUCUAUUGAUCACUUAUGGUAUCAUGACUGGAGCAUUUUAUUCAGUCUCAACAUUAUUAAAUCAAAUUAUACUGACAUACUAUAAGGGAGAAGAAGUGAAUGCUGGAAGGAUUGGGCUAACGCUAGUGUUAGCUGGAAUGGUGGGCUCUAUUCUUUGUGGUUUAUGGCUGGAUUAUACCAAAACAUACAAACAUACUACUUUGACAGUUUACAUUUUGUCUUUUGUUGGAAUGGUUAUAUUUACUUUCACACUAAACCUUGGACACAUUAUCAUCGUAUUUGUCACUGGAGGGUUGCUUGGUUUCUUCAUGACUGGUUACCUCCCCUUGGGUUUUGAAUUUGCUGUUGAAAUCACUUACCCUGAGUCUGAAGGUACUUCAUCUGGUCUUCUUAAUGCUGCUGCACAGAUAUUUGGAAUUUUAUUCACAUUGGCGCAAGGAAAGCUCACAUCAGACUAUGGUCCUAAGGGAGGGAACAUCUUCCUCUGCGUUUGGAUGUUUGUAGGCAUCAUUUUAACAGAGUCCCCUUGUCAACAUGAGAGACAGAAGCCAUGGAGAUUUGAAGAGGGAUUAUUUUUUUGAUCUGCUAUAACUUGAUUCAAGGAUAGAAUCUAACAGAAAGAUAUGAAUCAAGGCUUCUUUUUAUAUUCGUUGAAUACCUGAUCAUUCUUUUUGAAACCCCCAAUAUGAUAAGUGCUUACCAGUGAUAAGCACUUAUUUUGGAAAUACACAACCACCUAAGGUCACUAUCAUUCAUUCAUUACACUCAAAGGGACUAAAUGUACCAUUUCCUCAAAGAAAAACAUCCUACCAUGGAAGUGUUUUCUUCUUAUUCUCUUCAGUUAGUAAAACAAAGCGUACAAAACUGAAUGUUCUGUAACUGAAUGUAUGUAAUUUAAUACAUUAACUGUCUUAACUACUGAUCUGUCAUAAAUAAUUCCAUAUUUGUUCUUAAUUUCCAGGGAAGUAACACCUAGCUAUCAAAUAGAGUGUUUCUGUUGCACCAAAAAAGGGAACAGUUUUGUGUUCUCUUUUCACAUUAUCUUAUAGUAAGAUUCAUAAAUGUUCAUUCAAACAGGUGAAGUACAGAAAAUUAAUUAAGAAGUGAAAAAAAGAUCUUUAAAAUUAGUUUUACAUUGAUACUUUUGCCACCUAAAAAUGCUAAUUAAUGUCUCUCAUAUGUUGAAUGUUUUACUGGAGAGAGAUGAUGGAUUUAUAUCCAGUAGUUAUUUGUUUAGACAGAGGAAAGAAGGCUGGGAAAUUCCUGAGGUGUGGUGAAGGUGGUACCUUUUCUUUUUACAUUUUUUUGAGAAUUGUUGGCAGGUCUUGUUUUGACAGGGGAAUUACCAUUUAAAUGCAGUACAUUCUGCUUUUCCAGUAUUGACAGCUCUCUGUAAAGUCUAUUAUAUAGGCUCCUUAGCCCAUUUAUGUCCAUUGAAAAAAGUGUUUCUAAACACUUCACAGUGUUUCUAAAUUCUAUGAUUAAUAUUAAUGGUAAAGAAAUCCACAGUUUCCCCCUAAGUAGCCUCUUUGAUUUGGUGGAUUGUACAACAGUGUCGGGCGGAUCAGCCGAUAUUGAUCAUUGCUGCAAUUUAAAGCAUGACGUUUUAAUAUCAAGCUGCUUGUAAAUAUGAGCUUGUUAUACAACAUCACUUUAAAAUCAUUUAAAUGCAUUCAGAAAGGCCAUUUUACAUAUGUCCAAUUAGUUCAGCGUAAAUAUCUGAAUUUCUAAAAUAUUGGUAUCAGUAAUGGAACAGAAUUCUAAGGGGCAGUGUGGAUUUCUAAAGAAGCAUUAGUCUAAUUUUUAAGACUGGUUUUACUUUCACCUUUCAGACUUUGCCUUAUGACUGAUUAGAUUAGUUAACUACCCACAAACUUUUAUCUUUUCUUGUUUUACACUCUCUUUGUGCAGUCUGUGGCCUUAACUACCACAUUAAUCUGUACCUCCAGACCCUGAUCGCUUUUACACUUCAGACCAAUAUGUCUAAUCAUCUAUUUAUCUCUGGACCUGGAUGUCCCAUGGGAUUUUAUACUCAACCUGUGCAAAACUGAACUCACCACCUUCCCAAGCACACCAGUUCAUCUUGUAUUUUCAGUUUCAAUAACUAGGACCUCCAUCCAUUCAAUUGUCCAAGCAAGUCACCCACUUCCCCCUCCCUAAUCCCCGUUUUUCAUAUCCUAUCAAACCACUGAGUCUUUUUUAAAAAAAUAUUAUUUACUUAUUUAUUUUUUGGCUGCGUUGGGUCUUAUUUGAGGCACGCGGGGCUUCUGCUGAGGCA